AUGUCCGGCAUCGAGAUCAUUGGAUUCGUGCUAGGUGGCUUGCCCCUCGUUAUAUCGGCCGCGGAGCACUACAAGAAAGGCUUCGAGCCGCUGGUGAGGUGGAUGCGGUUCAAAUUCGUGUUCCGUGACUUUAUCACUUCGGUCGAUAUUCAGCGACAAUUGUUCCACCUCGUGUUGAAGAAGCUUUUGAUCAGAGUGCAGUUACCGCCUGAGGAGAAGCAGAGACUGUUGACGGUGCCGAACUAUGCAGGCUGGAGCCAUCCUGAUACCGUCGAUGCGAUGAGAUCGCGACUAGGAGAGUCUUACGAUGCUUGUAUGGACAUAUUGAGGGCAAUGAAGGAAGACAUGCAAGAGUUGCAGGCAAUGAUGAGUCUAAAGAAUGGUAGUGUCGACUGGGCCCAUCCUGGAGAAAAGCAAUGGAAAUACCAAGCAAAGAGAAUACAAUUAAGCUUCAGCAAAAAUGGCACACGGACAAUUCAAUCGCUUGAGAAAAGGAUUCAGAGUCUCAAACGCCUACUCAAUCUGCUCGAUAGCACCGACGAUGAAGAUCCCCACAACACAAAAGCUAUCUCGAAAGAUACAACGUGGGCAAAGUUCUUCGAAUGCAUCAGACGUCACGCAGUAAACCUUCAUUCAGCAAUUAAGAAUGGAUGGAAGUGCAACUGUGAGGGAAUACAUGCUACGGGACUUCAGCUGCAGAAACGUGCAGCAGAUGACUGGUCCUCUCAAUUCACUAUGACGUUUGGUGCUUUCGCCCUGUCAAAGAAUGAAAACCAGAACCUCUAUUCUCAUCGAAGGGUGCUUAUAAUUCUACAAGAAUCGACAAGCCGUUCAGUUCCCCUUCUCCAAAGGCCGAAACCUUCCCCUCUUCAAGGCUCAUACUUGGACCCGCUAAGAACAGAUUUUGAAUCAAGGUCAUCUUCGCAGCUGACUGCUACCAUACUUCCCGUACCCCCAGGUACCAAUUCUGCUUCUUCUUUAAUACCUUCUCGGUUCAGCAGCUUUAGAUCAAAUUUUACGAAGAGCAAUUCGAAUUUGACGAGCUCGAGCAUCUCGACGUCCAAUAGAACAGAGAGUUUUAUAGAGAAUCGCUAUUGCGAGAGCAUGAUAAAUCUCAAUCCUCGGCCAAAGGCUAAAAAGGGGGCUAGGUUUGCAAUGGACUUACUUGCGGAACCCGAAGACACCACGCGCACAAAGACUCCAACAACCUCCUUUAGUCAACCUGAAUCACUUCCUCAAAUGACAUCACCAGCAGAAGAGUCUUGCGCAGAUGUCGAAAUUAACGACUUAUGCUCUGCUUUGAAAGACCUCAGUCCGAAAGCCACCAGAUUAGGCUACCUCUCCGAUCACGAAAAGCAGAGGCAUGAACUUUGUUGCCUAACUGAAGAAGUAGCAGAUUCUAGAAGCUUUGAGGUCAUUAGUCUCGAGAAAUUGCUCGCAACCGAUGGGCAUUUAAGGUUGACCAGGCAAAAGCGAUAUAAAGUUGCAUGUAUCUUGGCAUCGUCGCUCUUACAAUUGCAGACCACUCCUUGGCUCAGCGGGAAUUUGAACAAAAGUAACAUCCUCUUCUACUAUCAUGGAAGCGAAGUCCUUAUUGAUCAGCCUUAUAUCAAUCAUUCAUUCUCGUCGACAAAGAAUAGCAACUGUUCGUCAGAAAAUAUGACCACCGAAGACCAAACUCACACUCAACCGCGGGCGAAUCUCAGCAGCUUCGGAAUAUUACUUCUGGAACUUUGCUGGGGUCAAGCAAUUGAGAGUCAGACUAACCUACGCAAAAAGCAUCUUUCUUCGGACGGGCAAGCCAUCGGAGGGACAGAUUUUCUGACGGCCAUCGACUGGCUAGACACAGUCGAUGAAGAAGAACCCAGGAUGUCACCUAUUAUCAAAUGGUGUAUAUUUGGCCUCUUUGACAGGAAACUGAACUGGGCAGACACGAAGUUUACGCAAGCUGUGUAUAUAAAUGUUGCGCGGCCACUGGAGAUGCUAGUUAUGGCGCAUUUUUAG
Venustampulla echinocandica is the source of this 2004-nucleotide messenger RNA. RefSeq lists its product as uncharacterized. The record is from RefSeq and is a predicted model, not a curated record. Lineage: Eukaryota; Fungi; Ascomycota; Leotiomycetes; Helotiales; Pleuroascaceae. The transcript is spliced from 3 exons. Bases 1 to 2004 code for a protein of 667 amino acids.